GCAGCUGGUGCGCAUCAGCUGAUGACUGCGCUGAUAUUGCGCGUCCGCGGGGAGGAGCGGCACCAGUCUGCGGCUCCUGCUCUCCCCGCUGCCUGCACCGCGACUCUGGAUGCCGAGCAUGAAGCUUUCGGGACUCCUGGCCGUGAUUCUGGCCCUCUGCGCCAGCCCUAAAUGUGCCGGGUCGUCUCACCCCAAACCUGCCUGCCGUUAUCCCCCGUCCCAGUGGUGCCGAUCACUGGAAAUAGCCAUAGAAUGUAAGGUGCAGAAACAGUGCAUGGAGCUCAGUGCCAUCAGGCCAAACCAGACCGUUCCUCCUGUCCAGCUCACACUGUACUACGAGAGUUUGUGUCCGGACUGCAGGGUCUUCUUCACCCAGCAGCUGUUUCCCACUUGGAUGAUGCUGCAGGACAUCAUGUCGGUUACUCUUGUGCCUUAUGGGAAUGCUAAGGAGGUUCUGUCAGCAAAUGCCCCUUUUGUUUGUCAGCAUGGAGCACCUGAAUGCAGAGGAAACAUGAUUGAGGCCUGCAUUAUCCAUUUAGCUGGAAACUCGCUUGCAUUUCCCAUAAUCAACUGCAUGGAAUCCUCAACACAAGUUCUUAAUGCUGCACAGCCUUGCCUCCAGCUCUACGCUCCGUCAGUGUCCUGGUCCAGUGUUGACACCUGUGUGAACGGCCAUGUGGGAUAUAAGCUGAUGCACGCCAACGCCGUCAUGACCAGAGCGCUGAGCCCUGCCCACACGCAUGUGCCUUGGAUCACUUUCAAUGGGGAAUACACUGAGGAGAAUGAAGACAAGGCAAUGUCUUCCCUCUUCCAUUUGGUCUGUGAGCUCUACAAGGGUGUGAAGCCUCCAGCCUGCACUGGAGCUCCUGUCAAACUGAGUAGAAGUGUCUGAACACCUUGAAGCUAACAUGUUUGUCACACAGGAAAAAGGUUGAUGUAAACUUGAUUAAAUCAGAUUUUUGUCCAGGAA
This is a messenger RNA of Menidia menidia (Atlantic silverside), 970 nucleotides long. The record is from the annotation of a GenBank genome assembly. Lineage: Eukaryota; Metazoa; Chordata; Actinopteri; Atheriniformes; Atherinopsidae.